CUGGCAUGCAUGCACGGUGCUCAUGUGUACAAUGCAUGAAAGAUGAUGCACGCCUGGUGCAUUACUUCAUGUACAAUGUACAGUGUACGUGUACUUUUACUGGUGAAUGUGUGGAAAAGUGAAAUUUAUGAAAAGAGCUAAGAAACACCUCCCUCUUAUCCUGGAAAACCACGUCCAAGCACGCCAAGAAUAUAACAAGAAUGAACUUGUAAUGCACACUCAGAUGGCAUGGGUGUAAAGUACACAUAUGGUGACUCUCCAGUUUAGUGCUAAUGAUGUACAUGUAGGUGUACGAGUGAAAUGCCAAAGAAUGUCUGAUAAGUAGUCAGUGCUACUUAGAACACCCUGGAGCAGAUAGAAAGGGAAAUAACAAAGCUGGUAUCGAUGAGGAAGAGGCUGAUCACGUAGUACCAGCCACAGCCUGGAUUCCAUUCAGAUUCUCUCCCUGCGGUCUUCUCCGGGGAACAAUUGUCCCAGUGGCUGGAUUGAUGCGCUGACAUCUCCUGGUUAUUCAUGAGUCCUGCAUAUAGUAUGGGGGAUUACCUGUCCCUAUAGUGGUCCCCAGCCAGCUCUGCAGCGGGGACAUGGCUUGCAAUGGCACAGACCCUGUGCUGUCUGUCCAGGACUGGCAUUAUCGAGCGGAGGGCAACACCUCGUUUGUCAUCUUCAACCCCAAGACACGGACGAUACUGAAAUUAAGGAAGAGAUGUGUUUCAAAGGACUCGUGUUUGAAGGUGGUGGCCGAUGAUGUUCAACCAUUUCAGGAGUUUAUUGAAACUGCAAUCAAACCGUUACUAGGAAACAAGUUCAUCAGUCUUGCAACAAUAAUACCAGUCAACAGAGAUUUCCUGGAGACCCUUGCCAAGUAUUUUGAGCCCCUGCGCCCAGUGAAGCGUCUCAACACGCAGGUGGACGUCAGCAAGCAGUACGCCCUCUGCCUUCCCGAUUUCUCUUUUCUCCGAUAUCCAAAGAAGCUGCAGUCUGAUGGACCAACAUUCUGCAUUGAGAUUAAGCCCAAAAGAGGAUUUUUGCCCCUGCCUGGUCAAAUUCCUCGCGAUCUUGCCAUAAAGUAUUCUGUCUGUCGUUACUGUCUUCUCCAACAGUUUAAGGUUCAACAGGGUAUAUGGGAGAAGCGUAGUCACUACUGUCCACUAGACCUAUUUUCGUGUGACCCAUCCAGAAUGAAGUACAGCCUCAACAUGUUGCUGGAAAACCCUCAGAACAACUUGAGGAUCUUCAAGGAUGGGGUCGCCAUCUACCACGUCCAGGAAAAAUCUACCCCAUCAGAGGCUGAACAAAGGAAAUUGGCGGAACAGCUGCAACAGUAUUUUGGGGACACAGGUGCUGAAGAGGACACCAAAGAUCACUUGCUACAAAGCUCCUGUGUCCAGUCAUUUCUGGACAUCAUCAUCCGGGCCUUGCUGUCCUCCAAUACAAAGAAUGGUGUGAAGCAAACGACGCGCGUGUACGCACCGCCGCACGCACUGCCGCACGCACCGCAGACCUGUGCUGAGAGUGGCUACAAUAGCUGGCCCAAAGAAAAAUACCCCACUGAGGUGAUGUCGUCGCCAAGUGAGAAUUGCAUCCUGAGGAAACUUCUAGCUGCCCAGUCGUCGUCUGGCCUGGAGAUCGACGUCAUCUUACCGCUGUAUGAGAGGGUCUUGCAUCACCUGCAGAGCCACCCUGAAGAUUGUGAGAAGUACCGACUGGAUUUUCCCUAUGAGGGGGACUCCUCUUGCAUGGACAAGGACACCAAGAGAUGCCUGAGCAGCCUGAAGGAGAGACGAGCCAACGGCAAGGUAGACGUCUCCGGUGUCGGUAUCAAGGAUGCGGUAAGGUUGAUCCGUGAUUACCUCAUCAUGCGCACCUUGACCGAUUGCUCCAUCAUGCUAGCCGUACAAUUGGUCCCGCCUGAGAAGCGGUCCUCGCUGCCAUGGGAUGCCUUGUUGGUCCAGUCCCCUAAGGGGCAGAGCUACCUCUACUCAGCGUUGGUGGUGGACCUAGACCCCAAACCCUCUAGCAAGAUCCCCACGUAUGAAUCACUGGACAGAAAGGUAGCCCUAGAGUACGUGAAGCGGCACCAGAAUGGUAGCGCGGAGCCGUCCGUGGUCACCCUAGACUGAUGACGUCUGCCAGAGGUGCACAGGCUGUACAACAGGGGGCGUGUCCCACCCCCCAUUCUUUCUCUCACCCACCAGCCUAACCCAUUAUCUAUGAUUAAUGUCCUUUCACAAGUCCAGUCAUAAGUAACAGAGUGAACCGUGGCAAAGGAAUGCUUUUGUCAUAGUUCAUU
Messenger RNA from Acanthaster planci (crown-of-thorns starfish), 2293 nucleotides. It is a transcript of the gene ippk, whose product is annotated as inositol-pentakisphosphate 2-kinase. The record is from RefSeq and is a predicted model, not a curated record. Gene Ontology annotation, biological process: inositol phosphate biosynthetic process. Gene Ontology annotation, cellular component: nucleus. Gene Ontology annotation, molecular function: inositol-1,3,4,5,6-pentakisphosphate 2-kinase activity; ATP binding. Lineage: Eukaryota; Metazoa; Echinodermata; Asteroidea; Valvatida; Acanthasteridae.